Penicillium atrosanguineum is the source of this 1350-nucleotide messenger RNA. RefSeq lists its product as uncharacterized. Lineage: Eukaryota; Fungi; Ascomycota; Eurotiomycetes; Eurotiales; Aspergillaceae. The transcript has 3 exons. The coding region runs from base 1 to 1350 and encodes 449 amino acids. The record is from RefSeq and is a predicted model, not a curated record.
AUGUCACUCGAUCUGACCAUUCUCGACAAGGGCCUUGCUCGGUUCCUAGAAAACGAUCUCAUCCUGAUAUAUCAUGCAGGAGUCACCAUUGAGGAGUUCGAAAAUGCAGCCCAUGUCCUCCUCUCAAUUUUGCCGGUGCUAGGCGGAAAUUUGAACUUUCUGCGAACCAAAAUAAAGCCCUCGAAGAAGGUUGAUAAUUUAUCCGAGCUCUGGCAAGGCACUGAACUUGAUCUACAUGUUGAAGAUGUUGUGAAGACACCAUGGAUCAACGAUGUUGUGAAAAGCGUCGAACUCUCGCACCUGAAAAAUUUCCUGGAUGCCAAAUUCAAUGUUAUCAAAUUACUCCGUCAGUGCGUUGUCACCAUUCAAACCGUGGCUUUAAUUGACGGAAGCAUUUUGCGCUUCAAAGUCCAAGGUCCAUUUGGAGAUGUGAAUGCGAUGCUUCAUAUAGCACGAGCAUAUUGCUCCAUUCUGGACGGUUAUCUACCGACAAUGGUAUCAAGCUUUCGUCCACCGCUAAAGCUAAAGGAAUCUCUCAUUGAGAAAGCGUUGGAACAGUCAAAAUAUGUCAACGAUAUUCCAAUCGCUCGGAUGCACGCUGAAAGCUUCAGAACUGGCUGGUUUCCCUUUCUAAGACGUGGACUCAGUUCUGUCAUGCAUAAACUGCGAAACAAAGCUCGUCAUACUUCACCUCGCGUUAAUAUGGCGCUUCAUAUACCCCAAGCCGCAAUCAACGCCUGGUCCAAUGAGGCUGAAAAUCGAAACAUCCAAGUCACAGAACACGACCUCGUCCUGGCUUUCCUUUACCAGCAAGCCUCGAUCGAUCCAGCGGACCCGUCUACCGUUAGUAUCGCUGUGAAUAUCCAGCGCCAUUUGGAGACAGAGGCAGCUUUUGGAAACCCUUGGCUCCGGAUCCCUGUGCCAUCACGGCAAUUCAACGGCCUGAGAUCCCAAAAUGAUACCACGGCUUUGGUAGACAGGGCAGUACAUAUCCGCCACACUAUCGAUAGUGCUCGAGAGCCAUUAUGUCUCCAUCAAAUCAUGGAGCAACAUUCUUCAAUGAAAAACAGCCCGUUCGUCAUUCGAAGGUUUGCUUCGAAAUCUACACAGCUUGUUGUAUCUUCUUGGGCGAAGCAGCCUUUCUUUGAUAUCAAUAUUCAAGGAGGCAAGCCGGUGCUUGUGGAUGCUAGUGUGAGCUUCUAUGGGGCUCUUAGGCGUCUUGGCUUUGUUGUGGAUGAUUUAUUAAUUAUGUGGAAGGGAGAUAGACAUGAAGAUGGAUACUGGGUCCAGGGUCACCUUUCUACUGGGUUAUGGGAGAGAAUGACAGACACCUUGGCGGAUUACUUCUAA